AUGGUUCCAAAUCCGGUAAAGAAGUAUCCGGGAGGUUUCCCCCUCCCAGACUACUUGUUCGACGAGCCUCGCUUCGAGGAGCCUUUUGAACCAGGCUCAAGCUUGGAGGAUGAAACUCCAUUUGCCGUCGUUCCUAGAUCAUCAUGGAGUAUUCGCCCCCCAAAAAAGCAGAUCCCAAUGGUAUUCCCAAUUUUGAAGGUGAAAUUUACAAGUCAAGACGUCUAUCAUUAUGACGAGCAUCUGACAAAAGCCUUGAGGGCGAUGCAGGACUUCCAUAUGGACAAGAUGGGGGAAGAUGACGUGCCUUUUAAUUUCCUUGUGGACGAAGGAGGCCUUAUAUACGAGGGAAGAGGGUGGAAUUCCGCCCCUUCAAGAGGAAAUGAUAUUGUUGAAAUCGCUUUUCUUGGGAAAUACGAUGGACCUUAUGAAAGGCCGUCCUACGAGAAGUGUGAUGCCGCUCACAGCCUCCUUAUGGAUGGAGUACGCAAGAAAUUAGUAGAUAUUAAUUUCUCCAUUUAUUCAAUGAGGAGUAAGUCAUCUGUCCCACCAAGUGCUCUUGAAUUCUUCCCAAACCACGACAAUUCAUCAAUACCUGUUAAGGCUCCUUGGGGAAAUUAAACGCCUUAAAUGCUUCUUCUUUUA
This is a messenger RNA of Macrosteles quadrilineatus (aster leafhopper), 642 nucleotides long. RefSeq names its product peptidoglycan recognition protein 1-like. Gene Ontology annotation, molecular function: zinc ion binding; N-acetylmuramoyl-L-alanine amidase activity. The coding region runs from base 1 to 618 and encodes 205 amino acids. The transcript has 3 exons. Gene Ontology annotation, biological process: peptidoglycan catabolic process. The record is from RefSeq and is a predicted model, not a curated record. NCBI's taxonomy places the organism in Eukaryota, Metazoa, Arthropoda, Insecta, Hemiptera, Cicadellidae.